Messenger RNA from Hippocampus zosterae (dwarf seahorse), 1792 nucleotides. Its product is annotated as zinc finger protein Pegasus-like. Gene Ontology annotation, molecular function: RNA polymerase II cis-regulatory region sequence-specific DNA binding; DNA-binding transcription factor activity. The transcript has 3 exons. Lineage: Eukaryota; Metazoa; Chordata; Actinopteri; Syngnathiformes; Syngnathidae. The coding region runs from base 484 to 1503 and encodes 339 amino acids. The record is from RefSeq and is a predicted model, not a curated record. Gene Ontology annotation, biological process: regulation of transcription by RNA polymerase II.
CAUUAUAUUGGAGUUAGAAUCGGAGAUUUGGUGAACAUUCUCUGGGAACAGAAGACUGUCUCCUGUUUCCCAUUUUCAUUGAAUGCAACAUUUCCACGAUUGACGACAUGACGCGUCGGAAACCAAGCACCAGCUGCUGAGCGUUCACCAGUCAACAUUGUGAUAGUCGCGUCAUUUGGAAACAUUUUAGUAAACGUUACAUUUUAGUAGAUGCUAGAAAGAGUCUUAAUGGAAUACGCUGAAGUGGCAGGGCCGCUGCGAGGGCUCGGGAUGGCGUGCUAACGUUAGCCGAGUUGCUACCAUCCGCACCGGUUGAAAGUGCUAACGUUAGCCGAGUUGCUACCAUCCGCACCGGUUGAAAGUGCUAACGUUAGCCGAGUUGCUACCAUCCGCACCGGUUGAAAGUGCUGUUUUAAACCACACACACCGAGUCUGGGUUCUUCUGGGGGAUGCUCUUUGGGUCGCGGCGCUUAAACGAGCACCAUGGAAGAAAUCAAGACGGAACCGGUGGAUUUCGUCAGGGAAUUUCAAGAGUACCUGACACAGCAAACGCAGCACGUGAACAUGAUCUCGGGCUCCAUUUGUGAGGAAAAGGACCCAGUGGCACCGAGGAGUGAGCAGAAUGGCGUGGACGCCCCAUCCGUGGAGGUAAGCCUGCCCUUGGAGGAAGGCUCCGACGUGCAAAUGGACGGCCUGGAAAGGACGUGCGACGGCAAAUACAAGUGCAGCUUCUGCAGCUACGCCAACAGGGGCAUGGCUCGGUUGAUCGAGCACAUCCGCACCCAUACAGGAGAAAAGCCGCACCGCUGCCAGCUGUGCCCCUUCGCCUCAGCGUACGAGCGCCACCUGGAGGCCCACAUGCGCUCUCACACGGGCGAGAAGCCCUACAAGUGCGACCUAUGCGCUUUCCGCUGCAGCGACCGAAGCAACCUGUCGCACCACCGCCGGCGGCGCCACAAGCAGCCGCCCGCCCGCGUGGCGCGCCCGCCCCGCGCCUGCAAGCGAGGCCUGGCCGCCCUGCAGAAGCGCGGCGGGCCGCUGGGCUUCGGCAGGCGCGCCAGGGGCGCCAACCCUUUCAACGGCCCGCUGGAGCAGCUGGCCGACCUCCGCGGCGUGGCCCCGAGCGGCAACGAGAAGCCCAUCGUGAUACAGGAAGUCACGGGUGCGCCAGUCACCCCGUGUUCCAACGGCGUGCGGACCUCGACGGCCAAAAGCCAAUACCCCGGAAGUUCCGCGCCCGGCCUCGGUUCGGACGCCCGCGACGAACCUUUGUGCGCGGGGGGCAGCCGGCCCGGCACGCCCCUCGCCGCCGACACCCCGGACUGUGACGAGCCGCAGCGGUGCCCGCACUGCGACAUCCAUUUCCCCGACAACGUCCUGUACACGAUCCACAUGGGCUGCCACGUCUACGAGCACCCCUUCCGCUGCAAUGUCUGCGGCCGCACGUGCGCCGACAAGUACGACUUUGCGUGCCAUUUUGCUCAAGGGCAGCACAGGAAGUGACUCUGACGCUAUUCGGAAUGGGUCAGGAGCCGCUAUCCACUACUCACGAAAAACGAAAUUUAGGCGUGAACAAUUACGCUAAUUCAAAUCUGCAUCACGAUGUAGUGGAUUGAAAGUGUGAGGGGGGGGCAUAUACACACUCGCUUGACACACGAACAGUGCCUGUAUCGUUUUAUUUUUUACAUCAUGUUUAUACUGUAAAUUGUAAUAUGACUUAGGAGUUGUUCUUUUAUUUUUACCGUCUACUUGUUUUAUAACUGAAGCAGUAUAAAGGAGACCUUAAUCGAAA